Molecule: messenger RNA, 1855 nt
Organism: Paramecium sonneborni
Lineage: Eukaryota; Ciliophora; Oligohymenophorea; Peniculida; Parameciidae
Source: the annotation of a GenBank genome assembly
AUGAUUAAAAAGAUACUAACACUUCUAUUCUUAAUAGUGGUUGUUACUUCCAAAGUAGAUAUUCAUAGGGUUGAGACUGUUAUUCAACAGGCUAGAGAAAUCUGCUGGAAUGAAUUAACAGAUAAUGAAUGGGUAUAUCCUACUUAUUUGGGUACUCUCUUCUUAAGUGAAUACUAUUUUGAACUCAAGGCCCUUAACAUUUAGAAUUCAUAAUUUCAAUAAGACAAAUUCACAUAAAUCUUGCUUGAUUCACAACUACCAGAUGGCUCUUGGGUCUAAGUUGAGGAUGCCUUCAUUUAAACUGGGUAAUUAGAUGCCACCAUUUUUAAUUAUUGGUAUUUGAAAGCUGUUGGUAUCGAUAUUCAUACAGAAACUAUGUAAAAAGCUUAAAAUUGGAUUAAAGCUCGUGGAGGAAUAGAAAAAGCCUAAACCAUGACCAAAUUUAAGUUAGCUAUGUUUGGAUAAUAUCCCUGGAAGAAAUUGUUCAAAAUUCCAUUAAUAUUAUUUUAUAAAAAGUUUAAUCCAUUUUACAUCAAAGACAUUACUGCACAAUGGGUUUAUCCUCAUAUGACUGCUCUAGCCUAUUUAUAGAACUAAAGGAUAGUUUUUAAUGUUGCUGUUAAUAUUAGUGAAUUGUAUAAGAAUAAACCACCCAAAAUUAAGAAUCAUUAGAAAAAGGGAAGACCUUCAUUCUUUAUUAAUAAUCUUGUUAAAGAAAUGUUGAAAUUACGAUAGCCUAUGGGUAGUUUUGGAGGCUAUACUGUUUCUACACUCUUAUCUAUGUUGGCUUUACAUGAUUAUACCAAUAGAACAAACAAGUUUAAGACUGAGAUUAAUGAUGCUUUAAAAAUGGGAUUUGAUUUUGUUGAAUUUAAUUAUUUCAAUUUUAGAUAAGCAUAUCAUGGUAGUUUAGAUGAUGGAAGAUGGUGGGAUACUAUUUUGAUCUCUUGGGCUAUGUUAGAAUCUGGUGAAGAUAAAGAAAAACUAAGACCUAUUGUUUAAAAUAUGUUGGAAAAAGGAGUUUAACCAAAUGGUGGUAUCGAAUAUGGUUAUGAUUUUGGUUAUGCUCCUGAUGCUGAUGAUACUGGUUUAUUAUUGUAAGUAUUAUCAUAUUAUGGAAAUGAUUAUUCUUACGCUAUGGAUAAGGGUGCAGAAUUCGUUUUGAGUGUUUAGAAUGUAGAUGGUGGAUUUCCAGCAUUUGAUAAGGAUAAAAUGGGAAAAAACCCUUUGUAUAAAUUUGCAUUUAAAAUUGCAGGGAUAGCAGAUUCAGCCGAAAUAUUUGAUCCAUCAUCUCCAGAUGUGACUGCCCAUAUAUUAGAAGGUUUAAUAAGUUCAGGUAGAUGUAAUUAAGAGGCAAUGUUAAGAUCAUUGAAGUAUUUAAUGGAGAGUCAAGAAGGAUUUGGUUCUUGGGAGGGAAGAUGGGGUAUAAACUACGUCUACGCAGCAGGGGCAGUAUUACCAGCUCUAAAGAAGAUGAAGUAUUCAUUAAGGGAGUAAUGGGUGAGUAAGGCAGUUUAUUGGUUGUUAAGUAAAUAGAAUGAAGAUGGAGGAUUUGGAGAGACAACGUUGAGUUAUAAUGAUGCUAAGAAGUAUAAUGGGAUAGGGGUAUCGACAGUCACAUAGACUUCAUGGGGAUUGUUAGGGUUAUUAGCAGUAGAAGAUGAUUAUGAAGUGGGGAAUGCAAUUGAGAGAGCGGUGGAGUUUUUAUUAGAUUCAUUUGAGAGAGAUGGUGAAUUUAAGGAUACAUCGGUAGUUGGUACUGGUCAUAGAGGGUUGUUAUAUUUGCAAUAUCCAAGUUAUGCACGUUCAUUUCCAAUUAUAGGAUUGGGUCGUUAUGUAAAUCAAUAUAGAUGAG